Messenger RNA from Impatiens glandulifera, 510 nucleotides. Its product is annotated as sodium channel modifier 1-like. Gene Ontology annotation, biological process: RNA splicing. Lineage: Eukaryota; Viridiplantae; Streptophyta; Magnoliopsida; Ericales; Balsaminaceae. The record is from RefSeq and is a predicted model, not a curated record. Gene Ontology annotation, cellular component: nucleus.
AUGCAUUUAGGGAAAGUGGACGAUUUGUUAGCUGAAGGAAUUGACACAUCAUUCUACAAGAAGCUCUCCAAUGGCAAAUACGUUUGCAUGAAGGGAUGGCGCCAUCGAUCUGCAGAGUCGAAGAUGAAGCAAAGGAGUUCAUUGAAUCAAGGCGAGAUGAAUAAGAGGAUUGCAGUGUCUGAACAUUGCAGAUCAUCUGGGCAUUUAGAAACAUCAGUUCUAGUAUGCAUGGUUUGGAGAAGAGAAUGGAUAGUCAUUUCAUCCACUGUAUGUGUGAACGAAGUAGAUGAGAGGAUAACACGGAAGAAGCAACAUGAAAAGGAGAUUAAUUAUUCGUCUGCUGGAUGGAAGAGGGAUUGUCAUGGCAAGUGGUUUAAGGACGAGAAUGCUGAGUUUGAUUCUGAUGAAGAGUUGAAGUUGGUUGCAUAUAAAGUCUUGAAGGAGAAAGAAAAGAUGUUACAGUUCGAAAUGGUAUAUAUCAUACCUCAUGAAUGGAGAAUGAGCAUUUGA